Argentina anserina (silverweed cinquefoil) is the source of this 1557-nucleotide messenger RNA. RefSeq lists its product as uncharacterized. NCBI's taxonomy places the organism in Eukaryota, Viridiplantae, Streptophyta, Magnoliopsida, Rosales, Rosaceae. Gene Ontology annotation, biological process: regulation of DNA-templated transcription. Gene Ontology annotation, molecular function: transcription cis-regulatory region binding; DNA-binding transcription factor activity. Bases 1 to 1557 code for a protein of 518 amino acids. Gene Ontology annotation, cellular component: nucleus. The record is from RefSeq and is a predicted model, not a curated record. The transcript has a single exon.
AUGAAGCACCAAGAGAUCACUAACGCUGAGGUCAAUGAGAGCAACAGCAAUGGAGGAGGACUACUGAUCAAGCUCAAGAUGGCUAAGGUCGAACCUUUUUCAGAAGGAGGUAAUCGUAAACCUGAAAAACCUGCUCCUCAAUACCCUAAAAUCUGUGAUAUCUGCCAGAAAGGUUUUGAGUCCGGGAAAGCUCUUGGAGGUCACAAGAGAAUGCAUGUCCAAGAGAGCAAGGGAGUGAUCAAGAGCUCUUGGAAAUCUCCGAAGCUGGUGAUGGUGAAGAACAGUGCCACUGAAUUCAGUCCUAGUGCUACUGAUUCCAGUGGUGAACCAGUUUGCAUAGAAUGCGGUAAGAUUUUCCCGUCAAAGAAAUCUCUCUAUGGACACAUGAGGUCACACCCGGAUAGGCCUUAUAGGGGGAUUGAGCCUCCUCAUUCCGCCAAGAACAGCUCCACCUCAACUUUAUCUGAUGCUUUGCCUCAGAAUAAUCACAAGGCAGCUGAGGAUCAGCAGAUUGAUUCUGCUGGGACAGCUCGAAUCAGGUUCGGGCCUUAUCCAAAAAAGGUCCGCGAUCGUGAUCUGUUUAAGAUUGUGCCUAGCUGGUCUCAAACUGCAAAACGAGGUAGGAAAGGUACUAGUUUAUCUGACACCAACUCUGAGAGUGAUGAGGAUUGUGGUGAUAAUGAUGCUGAUGAUGUUGAUGAUGAUGAUGAUGAUAUGAGUGAAGCUGUCCAUGAUUUGAUGAUGUUAGCUCAAGCCAAUCCAAAAGGAACUGAGGAGGCCACGAACAGCAAUUUCAUGACCAUGAAACUAGAACACGAUGUGAAGGACAGAAAGGUAAUUGACUAUCUGGGUCUAGCCAAGCAGAAGAGGAAGCAUAUACUUGAAAUUGAGGAGGAUGGAGAUAUGGUAAGUGGUUUUGGUCUAGGGAAGUCCAGGAAUCAGUUGCAGUUGGGAUUGAACUUGAAAGAGGACAGUGAAGAGGAGUUAUCAGAUAGUGAAAACUCCGAAAGCAUUGUGCUUGCAAACAUGAUGAAUAGGAAGAAGAGAAGGAGGAUGAAAUUGGAAGACUUGGAAGGAGGAGUUGUUGUAGCUCAAGAUCACCAACAUCAGAGCCAUUAUCACAAGGUUUAUACUUGCAGUCUUUGCAACAAGUCAUUCCCAAGCCACCAAGCAUUGGGAGGACAUAUGUCGAGCCACAACAAGCCCAAGAACAACAAUACACAACACUCUGUGGAACAUGAUCAUCAUCAAUCUGGUUCUGAAGACACGAACAAUGACAAUGCUAAUCUCACUAACACAGCCAUCCGAGUUGACCAUGAUCAUUCUGAAAAUCACCAAUGCGGAAUCUGCCACAGAACCUUUCCAACAGGUCAAGCAUUGGGGGGUCACAAGAGAUCUCACUGGCCCGGUCCAAAGGAUCAAGCUCAAUCGAGCCAGACCGGACGCAAAGGCCCUCUCGACAUUGACCUAAAUGAGCCUCCACCUAUGGAGUAUGAACAAGGUAUGGACCACUCUGGAGCUGGUUAUGCAACUUCUUCUUGCAAUUCAGUUGCUUAA